AUAGAGUCAAUUAUUCCAGAUAUGGCUCGGCAUAUAUGCUAGAAAUGACCGCAUUGGAAAGUACGCACCCAGGAAUUCGUGAAGAAAUCUCUAAGAACUUUGCUGUUCAGCGUCAAAGCAGACAUGGUUUCUCUGCAGUUGCAUGUGACCAGACAAUAGAGCAGACUGCAAACAGGGAUUCUAAAACGAAAGGUGGUUUGAUUGGGUUUUCAAUGAAUCGUUCAACUGUUCAUAGAUGGCUACUAUCGCAAUCAGAAAGAGCUUCAAUAACAAACAAGUGCAAAGAUAUGGCUGGAAAUAGUUGUAUACCAAGAAAUCGCAAAGAUCUUGAUCAUACAAAGUGCAAGCGCUAUGAGAAAUCUGUCAUUGAUGUGAUGAGUACAAUUUCAAGUAUGAUAAACCCAUUUGAAACAGAGCAAGAGGAGCUAAUAAGUUUGGCAAGUGGUGUAAUGGUUGGAAAUGAUGUUGGGGAUACUCUUCUGAACGCAGAGAACAUUGAAGAGCAACAGUUUUUGGAAUUUACGAAAACGAAUUUGUUGAGCGAAGACCCUGACAUCUUUACGAAGUUGAAAAAGAACAAACUUCAGACAUUUUCCUCAACAAAAUCCGUAUAUUUGAACAACAAAGAAGGAAAGAAGGUGAACAUCAUGUUAAACAGAAACUUGUUUGCUCGAUUAUUGGUCAUUGCUAAGAGUCGGCAUGUCGAUCUCAAUGAAUUGCUCUCGUACAGCCUUGGUACAUACCCUCUUUCGUUGUCUACGGCAACUGGAGGACUUGUGAAAACUGCCAAGUCUAAACUUGCUGAAGUAUUGGAAAAUGAAUCUGGAAAUCCAGAAGUCAAUGUUUGUGCAUUUAACAACAAUGCACUGAUUGUAGAUGCUAUGGCAGUUAUUCAGGCAAUGAAAGGAAAAUGGAAAACAUUUGGCGAAUUUGCAGAUGCUCUUUUAAACAACCUCAUAACGCUAGCACGAAAGUAUAAUUCCAAACGAUUAGAUUUCGUUGCAGACAGGUAUCCUCUGUUGAGUAUAAAGAAUGCUGAGAGACAACGAAGAGCUGAAAAAGGAGUCCAGAAAGUUCACAUCUUUGGAAAAGAUCAGAGUGUUCCAAAACAGUGGAAAAAGUUUUUAAGUUGCGGUGAAAACAAGGAAUCCCUCAUAUCUUUCUUAUGUGAACACUGGAGGUCAUGUAACUCCUCUCGGUGGUGUUCCAUUUCAACUAUGUACGUAACUGCUGAAGAAAGAUGCUAUGUUUUAUAUCCCGGUGAUUCCCCGAACGAUCGUGUUACCAGUAAUGAGGUGGCUUCGCUUCAUAGCAACCACGAAGAAGCAGACACUCGUUUAAUUCUACAUGCUAACCACGCAGCAGCAACGUACGAUAAAGUUAUUAUCAACAGCCCUGAUACAGAUGUUCUUAUACUUGCGAUUGCCAUGCAACAACAGAUACAGAAAGAGAUUUUCUUUUUGACUGGCACGGGAGAUAGACGUCGUUGCGUAUCUGUAGCAAUUAUCUCAAAAUUCUUGGGCGUGGAUGUUGCUCUUUGUUUACCAGGCUUUCAUGCUUUUACCGGUUGUGACAGUACGAGCUCUUUUCACGGAAAGGGGAAAAAAACUGCGUGGAAAACAUUGGCUGAAUUUCCUGAGUUUGUUGAGUGCUUUUCAAUGCUUGGAAGAAACUUCCCUCCUUCAGAAGAUCUUGUCAAUGAGCUGAACAAAUUUACUUGUUUAUUGUAUGGAGACAAAGCCUCAACAAGUGUGGAUGACUCUAGAUAUGCCUUUUUUAAGACAGGAAAAUGUUCCGAUGACGUCUUGCCUCGAACUUGAGAUAGCCUUGUCCAACAUAUAUAUAGAGCAAAUUUUCAAGCAGCAUCAUGGUAUCAGUGUUUAAGGGCAGAAGUCGAUCUUCCAUCACCUGCUGGCAAUGGCUGGACGCUUGACGAUAAAGAGCUGGAGAUAACCUAAAUGACACGCCCACCCGCUCCGCGAUCUUUAAUUGAGUGUGUUGAGUGUAAAUGCAAGACUGGGUGCUCGACCAUGCGUUGUUCCUGCAAAAAGGCUGACUUAAAGUGCACCGACCUAUGUUCGUGUGGUGAUUGCCAGAAUGCAGUUGUUGAAGAUGGUAAUGACGAUGAUAGCAGUUAUGGCCUGGCUCAAUCUGAUGACGAUGAUGAACUGGAUCUGGAUUUCGGAGAUGGCGAAGAUGAUGAGUUGUGGUAUUAGCUGUCCAAUUGAAAGAGUUAAGUUGAACAUUUUAUUUGUGUCCUAAACUUUUAAGGUGCUCGUAGUUCUCCCACAAUUUAGGGCAUGGGAUAGCAGGCAAGGGUCACGUAAUCUCGCAAGAAAUAUCGAAGAUUUUAUUGUUAAAUGUACAUAUAUUGAUAUUUGGUUGACAUUGAUUUAAUAAUGCGUUAUGUUGUUUCUGUAUUACAUAGUUUUAACUAGCAAGUUAGUUUAUUAUAAAGGAGAGGAGUAGCAUCAGUGUAUAGGGUUAGUAAGGCUGUAGGAUAAUGCGUUCUUUCCUUAUUUGUAAAAUUCCAGGCCUUGUUGUCUGCCAAGUUUGUGUCUUCUUUUCAGGUCAAAGAAAGAAAGAUCAUCACAAUGGAAGAGUUACCAAAAUUCAAUUACAAGAAGAAAGAGAAGUGCUAGCUUUUAACCUCCAAAAGCGUUGCUGCAGCAUGGGAGGGAGAACACGUUCCAGAUUUUUCCCGAGGGGUUUUUCCUGGUUUUCGUGUCCGGCUCAGCAACAUGGUAUUAAAACAUCAGGCUGAUAUCAACUUUGUGGAUUGAUGAUAAGAUAAAGGCGUUUGGUAAUUAACUUUUUCAAGAAACUGAGAUUUUGUAAAUAGUUUUGUUGAGAAAACGUGUGUAUUAUACUUGUAGUUAAUAUAAAACAAAGGUUAUGCUGAAAAAGUAUUGUGUAGUAACUAUUUUAUAUAACUUGACUAGAAACAAAACGCUCGUGGAUGAUUUUGAUGCGUGUAAAUAAAGUUGUUCUAA
Messenger RNA from Dendronephthya gigantea, 2993 nucleotides. RefSeq lists its product as uncharacterized. The transcript is spliced from 5 exons. The coding region runs from base 36 to 1820 and encodes 594 amino acids. The record is from RefSeq and is a predicted model, not a curated record. NCBI's taxonomy places the organism in Eukaryota, Metazoa, Cnidaria, Anthozoa, Malacalcyonacea, Nephtheidae.